Molecule: messenger RNA, 4150 nt
Organism: Linum trigynum
Lineage: Eukaryota; Viridiplantae; Streptophyta; Magnoliopsida; Malpighiales; Linaceae
Source: the annotation of a GenBank genome assembly
ACCUAUUUUUUGAUAAAUUUUAAUAUUUAACACGACGUUAUUAAUCUUUUUGUCGGUAGUCGAAAUUGACUUACUGAUAAAGUUACAUAUGAAUUUAGGUGCAUUGGUUCUUUAAACUUUUAAAGGGAAAUGGUCAAAUUUGUGUUCAUUUGUAUCAAUAAAUUGAUAAUGACAUUAGUAAAACUGAUAAUAUCAAAAUGCCUUAGCCAAUACAAUUGACAAUGAGAGUAGUAUAAUACACAGCUAUGCAUUCAUAAUAUAUAUAUACACUCGUCAGUAAUAGUAUGAGGGCCAUUAUCAAUAUGUUUAUAUAUUUCCAUUAUUAGCAUACUCACAAGGUAAGUUGUGAGUAUAUACUCACAGGGACAGAGAAAAGGAGGCACACAAAUUAAAAAAGCUGACUCAUUCUCACUAUCCAGCUACAGAGAAAAGGGGCCCACAAAUUAAAAAAAAAAACACCUGCGAGUCUCCUCCUCUCUUUCCAUCACUUCGUCAGAAUAACACAUCCACACAAAACAAAUAUCCAAACCACCCAGAAUAAUAUCCGUUCACCAUAACAAACUAAGACCAAUAUCUAGUCAGCUCAUAAUUAAUAUCCUCACCAUAGAGACUAAUACCCACCUCACACAGACUAAUAUCUGAAAAUCGCAGACAAAUACCCACGAUGAACAGAUUAAUAUCUGACCAUCGUAAACUGAUACCCACCACACGGAUUAAUAUCUGUCCAUCGCAAACUAAUACCAACUACACAUAUCCGAACCACGUACCUAAACUAAUAUCCAUUCAUUGCAAACAAAUAUUGUUGUUUCAUGGCCCGAAGGCCCAUGGGCCCUCGGUGGGCAGCCCUAACUAAGGUUACAAGCAUUACGUGUUAGGAUUUGAUAGUGUUUUAGUUUUGAUGGAAGACACAAUAGCCAUUACUUCACAAACUAAUAUCCAUCGCAUGAACAUCAUUAUAUUCUAUCAUCACAAUUCACAUACUAAUAUCAGUACAUUAAAAAAAAUCUAUCACUGACCAAUAUCCAUUACAGGCGGAAAAACAAAGAAAGAAAUGAGAGAGAAAAAGAGGGUUAGAGAGUUAAAGGUGGUUGGGAAUUUAAUGUGCCAUCACUUCUCUUUUUUCUUUACACAUUUGAGCCAUGUAAAUAUCUACUCACAAAAAACCUUGUGGGUAGUUUAACUUUAUCGGAAGUAUUGAUGUGUAGGAAAUUCAAAUCUAAAACAUAUCGUGAACAAAUGAGUUACAACGGCGAUCUCAAAAUCGAACUGCUAUCAAAUCUCCUUGCCAUAGAAACUGAUUGCAAUAUGUCGGAAGAAGAAUAGGAAAGUGGAAUCAGCAACAAGAAUAAAGUGGAACAGACCAGGUCAGUAAUCUUAUGGUGAGUAACCAUGAGUAACCUGUCCACAUCAGCAUGACAUCAGCAUCCCUCUCUCCCGGAAAGCCUUUAAUUUCCCCCUCCUUAAUCUUUGACGGACGAUUUCUCACUCGUUUUAAGUCGAAAUUUAAUUUUUUUUGCACAGUUAGAUCAGAUUAAUUGUGCUCUUCAAAAUGAUAUCCACUUUGAUAUAUUUUCGAACAAAAAAAAUUGAGUCACUUUGUUCUCCGAUACUUGCAGGGAAAUCAGGACGUGAGUUUAUUUUUUCCUUCUAUAGGUUCGGCCACUCUGAGAGCCUAUUCAGACUCGGAUUAUGCAGGGUGCAUAGACACCAGACGGUCUACUACAGGUUGGUGUGUCCAGUUGGAAACUCCUUUGUUUCAUGGCGGUGCAAGAAGCAGGAUAAAGUCUCAAAAUCAUCCACCGAAGCUGAAUACAUGGCGAUGUCCGAUGUGACUUCUGAGCUGACAUGGCUGCGACGACUGCUUAGUGAUAUGAGUGUGGAUAGUGCGAGCCCCAUGGAUUUGUUUGUUGAUAAUACCAGUGCAAUUCGAAUAGCGGAGAACCCAGUGUUGCAUGAUCGUACAAAGCACAUUGAGAUUCAUGUGCAUUACAUUCGAGAUGAGGUAAGAGAUGGAUCGAUUGCUCUACACUACAUACGUACUGAGGACCAGGUUGUUGAUUUGCUCACCAAGUCAUUCUCAACAAGCAGACACAGUUUCCUGUCUAACAAAUUGAUGCUCGUGAAACGGCAUUAAUUUGGGGAGGCUAUUGAAUAUAUGUGUAGACUGUCAUGUGUUGUAUUAGUACGUAAGUAUGGCCCAAUAGAGUUUGUAGUUUACGUUAGGCCCAUGCAACCACAUCUAGCCCACGCACGUAGAGAAGCUGAACUUGUGGUGCUAGGGUUCGGCCAUUAGAGGGUAUUUAAGUUAAGCUUGUCUCUCCUGUACUAUUAACGAUCAUCAUCAGUAAGAACAGUAGCCGAAGAGUGUUCAAACUCUUUCGUGGAUUAGUCCUGGAUAUCCAGAGAUACCACGUAAAUCCGUGUCCGACUUCAUUUCAAUUCCCGUACUGUAAAGAUAAUCAACAGUAGUUUCUAGCGAUCUUUGGGACAAAUUCAUUGGAUUCGUCGACGAUCUGGGUGGAUUGCUUCGGUGUCUCCCAAUUCAAAAUAGUUCGAAUCUCGUUCCUUUUAUUGGCGGCGAUCCAAACAAGUUUACUUUCUACUUCAACGAAAUACUACCUAAAUCGGUUGAAAACCGCACCAAACUUCAACAUUUUAUGAAAUUUUAGUGUAUGUGUAACAUUGUGGGUAUUUUUUUAUAGGAAAUCUUGUAUUAUUUGAGAAAAAUCCUCACCUCCUGGCUUCCUUUUUUUCUCCCCACAUAAUAAUAUCAUCAUAUCAUUCAUUAUCCUCAUCCUCUGCUUCUCUCUCACUUAGCAAACACUUCGAUCAAAAUCAAGUAAGUUCACCUGGAAUCCUUCGCCUUGUACCGAUUGGUUUAUUGCCAUCUCCUUCUCCUUUCGAUUCCACACAAUCGUCGACUAUUGGCAAGGAGUUUUGGUAUUUGUUCAUCAAAAUGGAAAGUGAAGCUUGUGGUUCUGUCGUAUCGAUGAGAAUCACCGAAAAGCUUCGCAAAUCGCCCUCCAUCUCCUCCGAGUUCAGCAUUUUCAGGGUGCCGAGGCAACUACGCAGAGUAAACGAGCAGGGGUAUGAACCACAGAUGAUUGCAAUUGGCCCUUACCAUCAUGGUAAAGCUGACUUGCAUCACAUGGAGAGACACAAAAUACACUACCUGCGACUACUGCUUCACAGGACAAAGGAUGCAGUUGAUCAUCAUGACGAUGAACUGAACAGAUACGUCUCAGCCAUGAAGGCACUGGAAGAAAGAGCUCGCGAAUGCUAUGCGGAUCCCAUACCUCUCGACUCCGACGACUUCGUUGAAAUGAUGCUUCUCGAUGGCUGUUUCCUUGUUGAGCUGAUUCGAAAGUGUUGCGCAAUGGAAGGGUUGGCGGACGAUCACGACCCUAUCUUUGCUGUUCCAUCCAACUUUGUCGCCAUAGUUCGUGACGUUCUGCUGCUGGAGAAUCAGGUCCCGUUGUUCGUCCGCUUGAACUUGUUUCAGCUAACAAAGCAGCCGAAUGAAUCGAGGGAUUUCGUAUCCAUGGUGGGCGAGUUUGUUAGCAAGAAGCCGCUGGGGCUUGGCUUCAUUGAAAUUGACAGUGAGGGUUGUUAUGGAAAGAUGCACAUAUUAAGCUUGGUACAUGAAUAUUGGGCUCCUCCCAACUGGAGAAAGAUACCACAGCAGGACAAAAGGCUCAGACCAGGAUGCAAACCGCAUAGUUUGUGCCACAAAGCUGAGACAAGCCGGAGUCGAGUUAAGAAGCGCUGUGGCGGGUGGAGGACGGCAAACCUUGUUGGAUGUCCAGUUCAAAGAUGGGACCUUGUUCAUCCCAACAAUUUAGGUCGUCAAAAGACUUGGGAACCAAGUUGUCGUUCAUCAUGGCUACUUCACUUAUUCCGAUGUGUUUUGAGAAAGUGAACAAACACUGUGACAAGAAGUGGUACAGAUGGGUGGCAAAGCUGAGGCACGACUAUUUCACCAGCCCUUGGGCGCUUCUCUCUCUCUUUUAGCUGCGUUUCUUCUACUUCUUCUAACAUUCAUUCAGACUUUGUACUCUGGUUUGUCUUACUACAAGUGAAAUACAGAGAAAUGUCGCCAGUAAUUAUGAAUCAAAUAGUGUUUGGGUCAAAAUGAACGACAUUGAAGGGA